Nanorana parkeri is the source of this 1659-nucleotide messenger RNA. It is a transcript of the gene PDZK1, whose product is annotated as PDZ domain containing 1. Gene Ontology annotation, biological process: protein localization to plasma membrane. Lineage: Eukaryota; Metazoa; Chordata; Amphibia; Anura; Dicroglossidae. The transcript has 8 exons. Gene Ontology annotation, cellular component: apical plasma membrane. The coding region runs from base 10 to 1659 and encodes 549 amino acids. Gene Ontology annotation, molecular function: protein-membrane adaptor activity; protein binding. The record is from RefSeq and is a predicted model, not a curated record.
CUUACAGAAAUGGCCUCCACCGUCCAGCCUCGUGAAUGUACUAUAAGCAAAGAAGAGGGAAAGGGCUAUGGAUUUUUCCUGCGCGUAGAACAAGAUGAACAGGGCCACCUCGUCCGGUCAAUUGAAAAGGAGAGUUCUGCAGAAAAAGUUGGGCUAAAAGAUGGAGACCGAGUACUGAAAGUCAAUGGAGUAUUUGUAGACAACAAAGAGCACCCUGAGGUCGUAGAGCUUAUUAAAAACAGUGGAAAUUCAGUCACCUUGUCAAUCCUAGAUAAAGAUUCCUACAAAAAGUCAAAGCAAAAUGGUGAGGACCUGUCUGGUAAUAAGCCACCUUCAAAGGAAGUCACUUCAUCAAAACCCAGCGAAUCCUCAACACCAAAGCCAAGACUUUGCUAUGUGGAGAAAGCCAAUGGAUCAUUUGGAUUUUCCCUAAAGUGCGUAAAAGGCACCACUGGUGUAUUCCUGGAAAACCUAGCUGCUGGUGGAGCCGCCCUAAAGGCCGGAAUCCAAACAGGGGACCGAAUAAUUGAACUGAAUGGCAAGAAUGUGAGCACUAACACGUAUGAUCAGGUUGUCAAAUUGGUGAAGGCUGCGGGAGACUCUGUAAUGUUCCUGGUAGUAGAUGAAGCUACCUACAAACACUACCAGCAGAACAAGGACAAUAUUACUGCAGAUCAGGCCACCACAAAGCUGCUACCAAAUCUUCCCCGCAUCGUGGAGCUGACCAAGGGAUCUGAUGGAUAUGGGUUCUAUCUCAGGCAGGAGAAAAAUCGCAAAGGUCACUUCAUUGUGGAAAUUGACCCACAUGGUCCUGCAGAUAAAGCCCAGCUGAAAGACUUUGACCGCGUUGUGUCUGUCAAUGGACAAAGUGUGGAGCAUAUGCAGCAUGAGCAGGUGGUGGAGGUCAUCCGGAAGGGAGGGAAUAAGACCACGCUGCUGAUAUCCGACAAGACGGUUGAUGAACUGUACGCCAAGGCUGGACUCUCACCAUUUGUGUAUCUAAAAGAAUCUAAGGCUUCGCCACAGGCAACAGAAACUCCAAAACCAGUGGAAACGCCCAAACCAGUGGAAACGCCCAAGCCAGUGGAAACGCCCAAGCCAGUGGAAACACCCUUGACUAAACCAGCUCCAUCUGCGGUACAGCCGGUGGCAAUUCCUUCUCCACAGCCUGCUGCCUCCAGCCCGUCCCCAGACCCUAAACACAAGCCCAGGCUCUGCAAAGUACAGAAAGGGGACAAGGGAUAUGGAUUCAACCUAAACGCAAUUAAGGACAUACCUGGCCAGUACUUAAAGCAGGUGACGGUGGGUGGCCCAGCAGCCGUGGCAGGGAUUAAAGAAGAAGAUGUGUUGGUGGAAGUGAAUGGCGUCAACGUAGAGAAGGAAAACUACGAUGAUGUCAUAGUGAGAAUUAAAAAUGCGGGAGGGUCCGUUACACUUCUGGUGGUUACCAAAGAAGGCAGCGAAUACUACAAAUCCCAGAAGAUCCAGAUCACAGCAUCCAUGGCAGACCCGCUGCCCGAAAAUAAAAACACACCAAAUGCCAGCCAGAAGACACCGCCAAGCAAAGCAAGAUCAGCACCUGAGCCUGUAGAGCUGGAAAAUCAGGCCAAGGAAGAGGCGAAACCAGAACCAAAAGAGAACGAUGACACAGCCCUGUAA